This is a messenger RNA of Rhodofomes roseus, 4633 nucleotides long. RefSeq lists its product as uncharacterized. Bases 129 to 4514 code for a protein of 1461 amino acids. Gene Ontology annotation, cellular component: endoplasmic reticulum exit site; COPII vesicle coat. Lineage: Eukaryota; Fungi; Basidiomycota; Agaricomycetes; Polyporales; Fomitopsidaceae. The transcript is spliced from 10 exons. Gene Ontology annotation, biological process: endoplasmic reticulum organization; intracellular protein transport; COPII-coated vesicle cargo loading. Gene Ontology annotation, molecular function: protein binding; structural molecule activity. The record is from RefSeq and is a predicted model, not a curated record.
UGCGCGCCCUUUGGCUUGAAUUUGUGGCAGUAAUCCACAUAUGGAAACUCUCAUAAUUCACGUGAAAUGCUGUACUUGCUACGCAUCAUCGCCGAGACACGUCGCCCCAUCUCUCCUUACACCGCGACAUGAAGCUCAAGGAAAUCCACAGGACGUCGACCUUUGCAUGGUCGCCGUCGCCAUCGUUGCCGCUGCUGGCGACGGGAACGGUCGCGGGCGCACUCGACGAGUCCUUCAGUAAUAAUGGCCAACUCGAAAUAUGGGCCCCGGACUUCUUGGACAAAACACAGUAUGACCUUGGUCAGGAGGGCCAGGCGGGGCCCAAAGCGUCGGUCACGACUACAUCACGAUUCAACCGGUUAGCAUGGGGCUACACGGACGCAAGUCGACCGCGCGGGGUGCUCGUCGCGGGUAUGGAGAACGGAGAGUUGGACAUCUGGGACCCUGCGAAGAUUGUCGCACAUGCGGACCCUACAGAAUCCCUAAUCUUGCGCAACUCUACGCACACUGGUCCAGUACGCGGACUUGACUUCAACCCGAUCCAAACAAACUUGUUUUCGUCGGGCGCGGUCAAUGGCGAGAUCUACAUCUGGGAUCUUAGAGAUCCUAGCAAACCCUACUCGCCUGGCACGCGAAGCACGAAACUCGACGAAAUAACGGCCCUCGCAUGGAAUCACCACGUCCAAUAUGCUCUGGCGGCAUCCAGCAGUACCGGUUACACCGUUGUUUGGGAUCUUCGAGGCAAGCGGGAGGUCGCAGCCUUGACUUACGGUGGUGGUGCCGGUACAAUGGGAGGUGCCAUGCAAGGAUUUGGCGGCGGGAUGGCUAUGGGUGGUAGACGUGGCAUGAGCGAUGUCGCAUGGCAUCCCGACAACGCAACACGUCUAGUGACUGCAUCCGAAGACGACACGUCGCCCGUCAUCAUGGUUUGGGAUCUGCGGAACGCUCGUGCGCCCGAGAAGAUCCUCACCGGACAUGAGAAGGGUGUCCUGUCGCUGUCAUGGUGCAAGCAAGAUCCGGAUCUCCUGCUGUCGUGCGGCAAGGAUAACCGCGCUCUGUGCUGGAAUCCGCAAACGUCAGAGAUCAUCGGCGAGCUCCCGUCUGCAGACAACUGGGCGUUCCAGGUGCAGUGGUGUCCCCGGAACCCUGACCUGUUUGCCACCGCGUUCUUCGACGGCACCAUCGGUAUCCACUCUAUCCAGUCCACGAACGAGGCCGCGCAUGUGCCGCCCGUCACACCGCAGUCAGACGGCUCUGAUAUCUUCGGCGCUCCUGGUUUCUCUCGCGCGUCGCAGGCGACUCUCUCUCUGAAACACCCGCCGAAGUGGUUGCGCCGGCCUGUCUCGAGCUCGUUCGGUUACGGCGGCAAGUUGGUCAGCGUCUCAAACCUGCCCUCUGCCCAGGGCAAGACGCAAAGCAGCGUUGUGCACACCCGGAAGGUCGUCACUGAGCCGUCGAUCGCGGAACGCGCAACGAAGCUGCAGGCCGCGGAUGAGGGCGAGGCUCUGAGCACCUUCGCGGAGGAGAAGACGUCGGAAGGCAAGGUUGCUGAGGCUUCUGCUAGCUGGAAGGCGCUGCUCAGCCUGUUCAAGGCCAACUCGAGGGAUGAGCUCAUCACGCUGCUUGGGUUCUCGAAGGAGGAGGUGGCCGCUCGCGUGGCAGAAGCUGUCGAAAAGUUGACGGCCUCCGCUGAAGCCUCUGCGACACCCAUCGAGGAUGACAUCACCGAGGCAGCCUCUGAUACAGGCUACAAGCCGCCCGUGGUCUCCUUCGCAGAACCCGAGAGCGAAGCACGCUCUGACAGUGGGGGAGAGGAUAUUGACGAGACCGGUUCCACUGCAGCGGAAGCGACGCCGUCUGAGGUCAGCGCAAGCGCCGCGUCAGAUAACACCAACAUCCCUGUAGCCGAUGCCGAGUCUACUACUACUGCCCCCAGUCUCUUCGGGGACGAUAUCAUCGGAACGCCGCAAACAGAUGCUGCCGCCGACUUCUUCGGUAGCAUUGGUACUGGGCAGAGGGACGAUGAUCAGAUCCAGAUCCCGCACAGGAACUACGGUCUGGACUCCUCCGUGGCGGCGACAAUUGGUUCGGGACCGUCCUCUGUGGCAUCUGAGGCUCUGCAGAGCAACACAUUCAAGAUUUAUCCCCCCGACGAGUCUGAGACUGACCGCUUGGUUACGAAGGCUCUCGUUCUCGGCGACUUCGACUCCGCGGUGUCUCUCUGUCUCUCGUCUAAUCGCUUUGCAGACGCCAUCCUGCUCGCGGUCAAAGGUGGUCCACAGCUUUUGCAGAAGACGCAGAAGGCGUACUUCGAACGCCAGACCACUACUCUACCGUACUUGCGUCUAUUUCAGUCGAUCGUCACCAACGACCUUGCUGAUAUUGUCCAGAAUGCCGACCUUCAGGAGUGGCAGGAGAUCUUCGUCGUUCUCUGCACUUUCGCCAGUCAGGAGGAGUUCUCUGGCCUUGCAGAACAGCUCGGCCAGCGUCUCGAAUUCCAGUCGAGCCUCGCGAAGGUGUCAGGCGCUCCUGAAGCCGAGGACAAGGCGGCGGAAUUCAGGAGGAAUGCAACCCUGACGUACCUCGCUGCCGGUCGUCUCGAGCGAUUGGUGAACAUCUGGAUCGAAGACCUGGCCGAGGAGGAGCAUCGUCUACUCCAGGACGAGAGUCUGCAGGGCUCUCGAUACACUGCGCACGCGCUUGCUCUCCAGACCUUCAUCGAGAAGGUUACUGUCUUCCGCAGCGCGAUCAAGUAUGAGGAUACGGACCUGAGUCAGAAGACAAACGGCGAGGACGUGGAUGACAUCACCUACAAGCUCUCCGGCCUCUACGAUCGCUACUUCGAGUAUGCUGACCUGCUCGCUGCUCAGGGGCUGGCUAAGCAGGCUGUUGCGUAUCUCAAGCUCACUCCGGAUGAGUACCAAGGUUCCGCAGGUUCACCUUUGGAUUUCAAGGUCAUCAGGGACCGUCUACUGAAGGCCUCUGGAGAGCAGCGGCUUCCUCCACGGUCUGCCUCGUUACAAGCAACUGCCAAGGCAGUCCCAGUGACCUCCUCCAGCUCGGCGUAUGGGUAUCCGGCAUACAACGCCCCCACUCACACUCAACCGGCCGUCGCAACUCAGGCUCCUGCGGCACCGUCGUCAUUGUACGACCCGUAUGGUAACGGUUCGACGGGCGCUCCGAAUGCGGCCAACCGAUAUACUCCUGCCGCUCCUGCAGGAAACCUGUACGCGCCUCCUGUCCAGGCCACGCAACCAGCACAACCAUAUCAGGCAACGGCCCCGAUGACCUAUCCCAACGCAGGCCCGUACGGCCGCCCAGCGUCUCAGCCUCAGCCAGUUGUCGGUCAGGUGCCUCCCCCACCUACCAUCCUCCCUCCUCCGCCGCCAAGAGCUGCGAAUGCAACACCGUCCGGCCCGCCGCCGCCCCCGAAGCGUGACGCAGGUGGAUGGAAUGAUGCGCCAUCAAGCAUCGCGCAGCGACGCGGCACUGGCCCCAAUAGCAGACCGGCUGCCAUCACUGCUCCCUUCCCCAACGCGCCGAUGUCUCCUAGCCUGCCUAGCACGCCGAGCUUCGGUCACGGUCAACAGCCUAGCUUGCCACCACCUCCGCGUCCUGGAAGCGUACAACAACGACCUCCGCCACAACCCCAGGGCCAGCGUAUGCCGCCUCCGCCGCAGGGUGGUUCGGGACCAUACCCUCCCCCGCGUCCUCCAUCGGGUCCCCCCAAUGUCAUGGCUCCCCCUCCUGGUCGAAUGAUGAUGUCGCCGCCGCCCGGUCCUGGCAUGACACGGUCGCCGCAAGCACCUGGCUCUAGUCCAUACGGGCCGGCGCCUACGCUGCCCGGCCAGACGCCGCCUCCCAUGCAGGGUCGACUGCCUCCUGGUGCUCCGCCGCAGGGUGUGCCGGGUCCGUCUGGUCCGUAUGCGCACCCGACACCCCCGCCCCACGGCCCGCCGCCGAUGGGUCCUCCUGGCCAGUCGCAGUUCGCUCAUCCCCCGCCGCCGCAACAGCAGCAACCGGGCCCGCAAGGACAGUUUGCGCCCCCGCUGCCGCGGAUGAACGCUCCUCCUGGCGGUGCGCCCCCUCAGGGCCCCCCGCACGGCCCGCCGCGAGGUGCACCGACUGGUAAUGGCUCGGCAGCGCUGGGACGUACAGGCCCGCCGCCGUCGAAGUAUCCUCCUGGUGACCGUAGCCACAUCUCCGACGAGAUACAACCGGUGUACGUUGUACUUUCUGGCCAACUGGAGCGGCUGAAGCAGACCACCCCGCCUUCACAAAAACGCCUUGUGGAUGACCUUGAAAGGAGGAUCAAUCCGCUAUUCGACGCACUCAAUUGCGAUACAUUGUCGAAGCCCGUGCAAGAAAAGCUGCUCGUACUGUCUCGAGCGAUCGAGGCUCACGAUCGUGAUGGGGCCAUGGCACUGCACAUGGACCUCCUCACGACGGGUUCGCUCACGGAUGAUAUUGGCUUGUGGAUGUCGGGCGUGAAGCAGCUCAUUCUGCGCCUGUAGGGCUCCGCUGCAAUGACAAUGUUUAAAGGGAUGGGAAGAAAAACUGUAGGACAAUGAUAUUGCGCUGGCGUAGACGUAUUAUGAUUUCGUGUUGCAAUGAAUGUUCUCAUGGAUGGCUC